This is a messenger RNA of Thalassophryne amazonica, 2666 nucleotides long. RefSeq names its product HERPUD family member 2 (gene herpud2). Gene Ontology annotation, biological process: endoplasmic reticulum unfolded protein response. The coding region runs from base 364 to 1605 and encodes 413 amino acids. Gene Ontology annotation, molecular function: protein binding. The record is from RefSeq and is a predicted model, not a curated record. The transcript is spliced from 9 exons. Lineage: Eukaryota; Metazoa; Chordata; Actinopteri; Batrachoidiformes; Batrachoididae.
UUUGCAUGUUUGAAAUAAAUUAUUUUUAAAGUUGCUUGUUUGCGUCGUGAAAUCUGGCAACACUAGGGACAUUACAACAACAAGGCUGGUGGGUCGAGGUGGACUCGCUGCGAGAGAGUUCAGCAAUCCAAGAACUGAAACCAAAGAGGGGCUUUCUACUGAAAUUGCAGCUUGAGACUCACCAAAUUCUCCUGGCAUUGAGGCAGAUUUUGUAGAAGGGGAACCCAUCCCCUUAAACACUGCAGAAACUGCUUUAGGUCAUUUGCUGAGCUUAGAAUGCCACAGGCUUGAAGGAACCUUUUCCUCAGGAGAGUCCUGAGUUGUGACAAUAAAACAGAGCCCAUCCUGGUAGUAAUAUGAGCCAUGGACCCUGGGGUAGUUGAUAGUCCUGUAACCCUGGUCAUUAAGGCACCCAACCAGAAGUACGAAGAUCAAACCAUUAACUGCUUCCUCAAUUGGACCGUGGAGAAACUGAAGAGUCACAUCUCCAAUGUGUACCCCAGCAAGCCGUUUUCAAAAGACCAGCGAUUGGUGUACUCAGGAAGACUUCUCCAAGACCACCUACAACUCAGAGACGUGCUAAGAAAGCAGGAUGGAUACCACAUGAUGCACCUAGUAUGUACUUCCCAUAGUCCCCCAGGCUCACCCAUGCCAAGAAGCUCUUCUACAGCUAACGGUGCUGCUUCUGACUCCAGUAGUUCAGACAGCACUGGUCCUGCCUCCUCUGCCACAAGACAUAACCAGGAGAGUCAGCUGCCUUCCUCCUCCUCCACAUCUUCUGUGUCUGGAAGUCAUGAUGGUCUGAGAUAUCGCAGUGUCUUUCACCAGUACAGUCCUCAGAACUCCUCUCCCUCUGAUGUCCCUCAGUGGCCGGCUGGAGCUCUGCAAGGUGGCCUUUCUGCCAACAUGUCCCCCCACCCCACAUAUGUGCCCAUGCAGAUGAUGUGGUGGCAGCAGAUGUAUGCACGCCACUACUACAUGCAAUAUCAAGCAGCAGUUGCAGCCUCUCAACCUCCCAUCAACCCCCCUCCCACAACUCCUUCCUCCUUACCUCAACAGCCCCCCCAGCCCGAUGAAACUGUGCAGCCCCCACUUGGACCCAACCCCGCUCACAACCCCCUGCCAGAGAACCCGCCGGCAAACCCAAACAUCCAGAUGAAUGCACAGGGAGGGGCUGUGUUGAAUGACGAUGAACUGAACCGGGAUUGGCUCGACUGGCUGUACACGGUGUCUCGUGCUGGCAUGCUGCUCAGCAUCGUAUACUUCUACUCCUCCUUUAGCCGCUUUGUCAUGGUAGUCGGUGCCAUGCUGCUUGUCUACCUGCACCAGGCUGGUUGGUUUCCCUUCAGACUGGAACAACAGAACAUUCAAGGUGGGGAAAGGGGCAGAGAGGAAGCAGAGAGACAUCAGGAAAUACAGGAAAUGGAGCGGUUGAUGGACGAGGGGAUAGAGGAUGAUGACAGCAGUGAGGAAGGAGGCGGAGGCCAGGAGGACCAGGCUCAGGCUCCUCUCCCCGAGCCAGACUUCCUUACCAUCGCAUGGUCUUUCAUUAGCAAUUUCUUCACCUCUCUCAUCCCUGAGGGACGGCCCCACCCUGCCAAUUAGGCAAGCCCCGCCUCUCUGCCUCCAAAUCACACCUUUAACCACUUCCUGUCAGCACGUCUCCAUACACACUUAGCGAUGCCCAUUCACCUCGUUGCUAUCCUGUGUAUGCUUACCCUAAACAAGAUUGAUAUUUCCCCUGAAUACAGCAAUUAAUCAUUUAUUUCCACUCGGCUGCAAGCGUCCGACAUGCUGCCAACAGACAGACUUGUGCUUUAAGCAGACAACUCUGAAGUUCAAGAGCAAAGGCAUGGUGUCUCACAGAGUACUGAAUAAUGGUGAGUGAGGGGAACUAAUGUGGUUUGUUGUUUGUGGAGUUUAUGCUCCAGCAGUGAAGGUUUUUGUACGUAUGGUCAGAUGGAGCUGUCUUCCAUAUUAAGAAGUUAUUAGGUUGUACUUUUAACACUAGUCUAAGUACAGGUGGGAACCACGUCACAAAAAACGGCAUAUUAUUGACUUUGAAAAGAAAAAGACAAGAUUUCUUAAUCUGUGAAAAAUAACAUCAGUAAUACCAUUUUAAUGUAUGUAAACAGUGUGUAUAUACCAGUAGAUGCUGCAGCUACUGAAACACAUUGAUUUCCCCUUUGUGUGUUUGAACAUCAUUUAUUUAUACAUGUAAGUACAUGCAUCUUUCCUGAAUAUAUGCUUUUUUCAUUAAAAAAAAAUCUUGCUGCAGGUUAUGUAGUUCUUUUUAUGUCCAGCAGGUGGUGCCGCACAUGGCUUGUAAAGUAGCUGAGAGUAACUGACUGAACAUCUUGUAUUGGAGGUCCUUAAAUAUUUUUGUUUCUCCACUGUUUCAGUGCUGUAAUUGCAUUGCUAAAAAGUAAAUGUAUACUGCCACAGAAACUACACAUUUUCACAUUUUAUUUUGAAAUGCCAUUGUCUCAUCAACAGCUUCCAUAUUUGAGCCAUGGAUGUUGUUUUUGCUCGAGUGUCGUUUGGCAUUCAGUUUCUUUUUCUUCAGCUCUUUCUGACAAAUGCUAAGCAUUUAUAGUGGAGGUUACAGAUUUACCAGAUUCUAAAUGUCUGAAUUAAAGGAAAUAUUAAUAAAUGUAUGCGUCUGG